Molecule: messenger RNA, 798 nt
Organism: Otolemur garnettii (small-eared galago)
Lineage: Eukaryota; Metazoa; Chordata; Mammalia; Primates; Galagidae
Gene: CUNH16orf95
Product: chromosome unknown C16orf95 homolog
Exons: 6
Source: RefSeq, a predicted model, not a curated record
AUGUACCCUGGCCCCUGCACUGUUCUCCGAGAGCCCAUCUGCUGUGCGUGCCAGACCAAGUUCGGGGGCCAUCUGCCCGUGCCCAGGGCUGAGGCGACACUGCCUUACUGGGUCCCUCUGUCCCUGAGACCUCGAAAGCAGAUCCCAAAGAUGGUCCGGUUUUCUAUCCCCCAAACUACCAAGAUGUGCUCCUGCUCAUGCCACAGCUUUGGGGGCCGCCUCCCAGUGCCGAGGGACCAGGCAGUGAUGCCCUACUGGGUGCCCCAGGUCCUGAGGUCACAGAAGCAGGUGAGGAGGAGGGAACAAAACAGGAAGCGGCACAAUGGCACACGUUAGCCCCCCCUGAGUCCCUGUUUCCGCCACAACCGCUGGCGUGUCUGCUGUGACCAGCGUCCCCUGCUGCAGUGGCAGCAACUCCAGGCCCCUCACCAGGACAGGGCCCUGGUGCCUUGGUGGGAAGCCAGCGGCCCGUCCCCACUGCUCAUCACCACGAACACUGUCAUCAUGGUCACCACCAUCAUCAGCAUUGUCACCGCCAUCAUCACCAUUGUCACCACCAUCAUCACCAUUGUCACCGCCGUCAUCACCAUCAUCAUCACCAUCAUCACCAUCAUCAUCACCAUCAUCAGCAUUGUCACCGCCAUUGUCACCAUUGUCACUGCCGUCAUCACCAUCCUCUUCACCAUCAUCAAGGCCACUGUCUUCAUCGUCAUCACUUUUGUCACUAUCUCCACCAUCAUUCUCAUCCUCACCAUCAUGGGACAGGUGGAUGAGAUAACUUCUGUGUACAGAGGGUAG